AUGGCAACACAGAUUCAAAUGACGUGGUCCUCUGUUCUGUUAGCGACUUAUGGGCUUGCUCUUUUACUUGGCUCUCCUGUUGUGGGAUAUUUUUGCGACAAGUAUCGCACUCGGAAAGCACCACUAGUUUGUGGUUUCAUCGCCAUGGCCCUAGCGACCGUCCUAUUCAUCUCUGCAAGUAAUAUUUGGGUGCUGCUCACGGCUCGAGUAUGCCAGGGUCUGUCAGGUGCGGUCGUGGGAGUUCUAGGCUUGAGCAUGAUCGCCGAAACAUCCAGUCCGGAACAUCUGGGUUCGCAUAUGGCUUGUGGGUCGGCAUCGUUGACAUGGGGAAUGCUCUGUGGGCCGAUGACUGGUGGUUUCCUAUUUUCCCAAUUUGGCACUGUUGGUGCUUUCGGAGUCCCAAUGGCAUUGCUUGUGGUUGACAUUAUUCUGCGAAUGUUGAUUGUACAGGAGGAUGAAGAUGAAACAAAGCAUCAGGAGGAUUCUCCUCUCUUGGACAACAGCAUCUCCGACCAUACUUCGUUGAGCUUUUACCAUUUCUUGCAUCCAGUCAUGUUGGGGUUGAUAUUUUCUGUCCUCGUCAUUUCUUCUAUUUUAUCUGCCAUUGAAACGACGCUUCCACUAUAUGUACUCGACACAUACCAUUGGUCUAGUCUGGGCGCGGGACUCGUAUUCCUCCCAUUGACGAUACCAUCCGUCCUCAGUAUUCCAAUUGCCCACUUUGUAAGGCAUUUCAUGCCACGAACGGUUGUGGUGACUGGAUUCUUGUUGAUGGCAGUACCGAUGAUCUCCUUGCGGUGGACUGAAGCAAACACGGUCCACCAUGAAAUCGCCCUUAUUUCCUUGCUCUUUGUCGUCGGAGUCUGCCUCGCAACACUGCAAGCGAUUCUUAUGGGGGAUGUCUCCAAUGCAGUCCGGAAGAUUGAAAGCCUUCAAGGGAUCGCGGAAGAGAAUAGCAGUGGACUGGGACGAGCCUAUGCACUCUGUAACAUGGCAUUUGCUGCCGGUCAAACGCUUGGCCCGAUCGCUGGCGGAUUCAUAAAACGUGAAUUAGGCUGGGGAUUUAUGACGCUAGUCCUUGGGGUUCUAUGCUUGGUCGCUGGCCUUUUGUCGUUCUUUUCCAUGCUGACGGCCCCGCUUAAAGGCAAGAACAAGGUGAACGAGAACGAUGUGGAGAGGGUUUUGUACUAA
This is a messenger RNA of Penicillium egyptiacum, 1191 nucleotides long. NCBI's taxonomy places the organism in Eukaryota, Fungi, Ascomycota, Eurotiomycetes, Eurotiales, Aspergillaceae. The record is from the annotation of a GenBank genome assembly.